Messenger RNA from Nicotiana tabacum (common tobacco), 1002 nucleotides. Its product is annotated as small ribosomal subunit protein cS23. The record is from RefSeq and is a predicted model, not a curated record. Gene Ontology annotation, cellular component: ribosome. Lineage: Eukaryota; Viridiplantae; Streptophyta; Magnoliopsida; Solanales; Solanaceae. Gene Ontology annotation, molecular function: structural constituent of ribosome. Gene Ontology annotation, biological process: translation.
UUUAUAAGAGAAACAAAAAUGCAGUUCUCAAAAGACUACAAUCUAAAUCGAAAUAUUGCAAAGUAUUGCGCUUCAGUUAGGUACUUUAGGUUGUCAUUGUGGUAGAAGGGAAACUGAGCUCUCUUAUCCAGAAUUCCCAAGUCUCAACCAGAGGUUUCCACUCUCUCUUUCUCUCUGUCUGAAACUUACUGAUCAACAGAUAAAAGCGGUCAAGACUAAAGAUGAUGUUAUCAGUAGCAACACAUUCCAAAGUAAACUUGGCUCACUGUGCGUUUUCUUCUCACAAUCUUUUUCCAUCCAAAAAUAUCAUCUUUCCCAAGCCCCGCUCAUAUUCUCCGUCAUUCCAUAUCUCUGCCUUGAACCCCAAAAGAAAUCUUGGCGUUUUUGCUUCCAAAGCUGCCGGUGCCGUAGCUUUUGCGGAAGAAACCUCAGCUGAUGGUUCUGCCCCCUCAGCUCUCCUUCAGAAAGAGGAUGUACAUAAACUCGGGGUGAUGGUGAAGCCAAUGGAGAAACCUAGGAUAGUGUUGAAGUUUAUUUGGAUGGACAAGAACAUUGGAAUUGCGCUGGACCAGGUAAUUCCUGGUCAUGGUACAGUUCCUGUGAGCCCUUAUUAUUUCUGGCCUAGAAAAGAUGCUUGGGAGGAGCUUAAAGUUUUGCUGGAUAGUAAGCCCUGGAUAUCCCAGAAGCAGAUGAUCAUUCUUCUUAACCAGGCCACUGAUAUCAUCAAUUUGUGGCAACAGAGUGGUGGUGAUUUAGCGUAAGCUGUCAUCGAACAAGAUUUAUCUUGCUGCCACUGAAUGUCAUAAUUCUGUUUGUUGUAACUUAUUUCACUUAAAAAGGUUAGUACCUAUUAAAAAAAAUCACUUAAAAUGUUAGUCAAUCGUGUGCAAUUGAUUCUUGUAGAUUUCCUCAAUUCUUUUCAUAUUAUGAAUUGCAAUUUAGACCUUGUAAUUGAUGAUGUUACAGAGUUUUUGUAAUCCCAAGAUGAUUUCUUUUUUCCUA